Striga hermonthica is the source of this 1497-nucleotide messenger RNA. Lineage: Eukaryota; Viridiplantae; Streptophyta; Magnoliopsida; Lamiales; Orobanchaceae. The record is from the annotation of a GenBank genome assembly.
AUGGACUGGAUUUGGAGCCCAAUAAUACUUUUCUUGGCCUAUCUCCUCCUCCGCAAGAUCCUCGGCGUCGGCCCGAAGAACUUUCCUCCAGGCCCGAUACCACUCCCCAUCUUAGGCCACUUCCACUUGCUCGGGAAAAAUCCUCACCAAGAUCUAUGCCAUCUUGCCCGCAAGUACGGCCCGAUCAUGGGCCUGCGCUUUGGGUUCUCCCCAACGAUCGUCGUCUCGUCCCCAGCCUGGGCCGAGUGGGUCCUCAAGACCCACGACCUCGUUUUCGCCAGCCGGCCCGCCAACAACGCUGCCAAGCACAUAGGCUACGGUCAGAGGAACUUGGUUUUCGCGCCCUACGGCCCUUACUGGCGCGACAUUCGAAAGCUCUGCACCCUAGAGCUGCUGAGCAACCUCAGGAUCAGCCGGUCCCAGGGCACGAGGCGAACCGAGCUCGGGCUUCUCGUGGCAUCCCUCAAACGGGCCGCCGAGGGCCGGGAAAUUGUGAAUCUGAGCGCCAGGGUGUCGGGCCUGAGCGGGGAUAUGAACUGUCUCUUGAUUUUAGGGAGAAAGUAUGAAGACAGGGAGCUGGACGAGAAGGGGUUCAAAGCUUUGUUUAUGGAGACAAUGGAGCUUGCGGCCAGAUUUAAUCUUGCCGAUUAUUUUCCCUACGUUGAUGCCCUCGAUCUUCAGGGGAUGGGCCGAAGAAUGAAGGAAUUGAGUAAGAUUUAUGAUCAGUUUUUGGAGGAAAUCAUUGAGCAGCAUUUAGAGAAGAAGAAGAAAAUGGAAGGGGAGAAUAAGAGAGAGGAUUUUGUGGAUACAAUGCUGAGUAUAAUGGAGUCCGGUGAAGCUGGGUUUGAAUUCGAUCAGCGACAUAUGAAGGCCGUGCUUCUGGAUUUACUUAUAGCAGGAAUGGACACUUCAUCAUCAGCGAUAGAAUGGACACUCUCAGAACUCAUUAGACACCCACAAGUCACGAAAAAGCUCCAGAAAGAGUUAGAAUCCGUGGUGGGCUCGGCUCAUAUGGUCGACGAACACCAUCUCGAUAGCCUCCAUUACUUAGACGCUGUAAUCAAGGAAGCCCAAAGGCUCCACCCAGUCGCACCACUGUUGAUUCCCCACGAGUCCACACAAGAUUGCACGAUCGAAGGUUUUCACAUACCAAAACGAUCGAGAUUGUUAGUCAACGUGUGGGCAAUCGGCAGAGAUCCCGAUGUUUGGCCCGACCCAGAAAAAUUUUCCCCCGAGAGAUUUAUUGGUAGUAAGAUAGACCUGAGGGGCCAUGAUUUUCAGCUCUUGCCAUUUGGGUCGGGCCGGAGGAGCUGUCCCGGGCUGCAACUCGGGCUCACUGUGGUGAAGUUGAUAGUGGCACAGUUGAUGCAUUGCUUUGAUUGGGAACUUCCAAAUGGUAUGCUGGCUUGUGAUUUGGACAUGUCCGAGCACUUUGGUUUGGUGACUGCGCGAGAAAAGCAUCUAAUGGCUAUCCCAACUUCUCGCCUACGUGAGUAA